This is a messenger RNA of Drosophila busckii, 1370 nucleotides long. RefSeq names its product cathepsin L. The coding region runs from base 134 to 1162 and encodes 342 amino acids. Gene Ontology annotation, cellular component: lysosome. Gene Ontology annotation, molecular function: cysteine-type endopeptidase activity. The record is from RefSeq and is a predicted model, not a curated record. Lineage: Eukaryota; Metazoa; Arthropoda; Insecta; Diptera; Drosophilidae. Gene Ontology annotation, biological process: immune response. The transcript is spliced from 4 exons.
AAAAGUGUUCGAGCAAAGAACAAAAACGAUAAUAAGUAACUGAUUAAGCAAUAAAGUUGCAGUUAAAACGCAUUAAGUACAUAGUAAAGUGUUUUGUCAUUGUAAAAAAGACUGAUCCUAAUAAGUGCUUAAAAUGCUUAAAAUGAGCACUUUAUUCGCUCUAUUGGCCCUGGUGGCUGUGGCUCAGGCCAUAUCAUUUGCUGAUGUCGUGAAGGAAGAAUGGCAAACAUUCAAGCUGGAACAUCGCAAGCAUUAUCAGGAUGAUACCGAGGAGCGUUUCCGUUUGAAGAUCUUCAAUGAGAACAAGCACAAGAUUGCCAAGCACAAUCAGCGCUAUGCAGCUGGUGAAGUUACCUACAAGAUGGGCAUGAACAAAUAUGCGGACAUGCUGCAUCACGAGUUCCGUGAGUCAAUGAAUGGCUUCAACUAUACGCUACACAAACAGCUGCGUGCUGCUGAUGCCAGCUUUGCGGGUGUCACCUUCAUCUCGCCCGCGCAUGUGACUGUGCCCAAAUCUGUGGACUGGCGCACCAAGGGAGCUGUUACAGAGGUUAAGGAUCAGGGACACUGCGGCAGCUGCUGGGCUUUCUCAUCGACUGGCGCGCUGGAGGGUCAGCAUUUCCGUAAGACUGGCACAUUGGUAUCACUCUCUGAGCAGAAUUUGGUUGAUUGCUCCACCAAAUACGGCAACAAUGGCUGCAACGGUGGCUUGAUGGACAACGCUUUCCGUUACAUUAAGGAUAAUGGUGGCAUUGAUACCGAGAAGUCUUAUCCUUAUGAGGGCAUUGAUGACUCUUGCCAUUUCAACAAGGGUACCAUUGGCGCCACAGACCGUGGCUUUGUUGAUAUCCCACAGGGCAAUGAGAAGAAAAUGUCGGAAGCUCUUGCCACCAUUGGACCAAUCUCAGUUGCCAUCGAUGCUUCGCACGAAUCAUUCCAGUUCUACUCCGAGGGUGUGUAUAACGAGCCCCAGUGCGAUCCUCAGAAUCUGGAUCACGGUGUGCUUGCUGUUGGUUAUGGCACUGAUGAGUCCGGCACAGACUACUGGCUGGUCAAGAACUCCUGGGGCACUACAUGGGGCGACAAGGGCUUCAUUAAGAUGUCGCGUAACGUAGAUAACCAGUGCGGCAUUGCGACUGCUGCCAGUUAUCCACUUGUUUAAAUUUAAGAAGCAACUGCUCAAACUCAUUUAAUUAUGUCUUCACAAAAGUUAUUCCAAGACGAGCAUCUCAAUUAUUAAUAACACCCAUCUUAUCAAUAAUCUAUGAUCUGUAAAAGUGCAUCACAUUUUUAUUUGUCAGCUUGAAUCGAAUUAAGCGUGUACUAUUUUAAUGUUGAUGUUUGUAUAAAUUAAAUUAAUUAAAAACGAU